AUGAUUCCUUCAACUACCAGUGCUUUGCUGCUAGCUCUCGGCGUCACGCUGAGCGGCGCUACCAGCAUCCCAUCUGGUAAGCCCAUCAAGCCAACACACGAGAGCUCCAAAGAGAACGCGAACCGCAUCUUCAACGCCAUCCACUCUGCAGGCAGACAAUGGGGGUCUUCUUUGUACCACAAUGGCUUCGGCUUCGUCCCGGCCGUGAUGCCCCGGGGCACGUUGGUCUUCCACGGUGAUCGCAAUAACACGGUGCCAACGGGACCUGAGUGGUUGGCUUUCGAGAUCGAGCAUGCCGAGGGCUUUGCUCAUUCACACAAGGGCACGUCUCGCAGAAUACCUCCCACGAAGCCUCCUGGUGGUGGUGAUCCAGAUGAUCCUAACGGACCGCCUCCGCCGCCACGGGAUGGUGAUUCAGAUGGCCAGAAGCCUCUCUCCGGAGAUGAAGAGACUCGCCAGGAGCUGCGACGCCGCCAUGACGGCCAUGGUCCUAGUGGUGGUCCAGGCGGCCCCGGUGGUGGCCCUCCCGGUGAUGGUGAUGAUGAGAACAAGAACACUCGCGGAUAUCUUCAGACGUAUCAGGCCAACCGCGAUCUGAAGCUGCUCUACAUCGAUGGCACGAGCGCUGGAAAGACCACCAUGGGCACGCUCGACUCACAGGACCUUCUCCUUCGCGAGAAUGCGACCAACCAUAACCAGCCUGGUUUUGACGAAUACCCUCGCGCCCUGGAUCUUUGCGAUUUGGUAGGCGAUUGGGGCUUCGACGGCGUGAUGCGCAUGGAGGCUGGGUUUGAGGUCAUUUACUGCGACUUCAAGGACGGACUUGACCUCAUCAGCAUGACGCGGACCAUGAUGCCAGAAGACAAGGUCGGCGAUGAGUAUCUGGAUGCUUUCCAAUGGGUGAGGGCCGUUGGGGAGCGUUACAACGGGCUCGGCGAUCGAAUUCGAUUUGACUUUUCAUCCAUGGUAUCGGCCUUGUUUUUCCCAGUCAACAUCACGAGUAGCGACAUCGACCGGCCUGAUCUUGUGCGCCUCGAAUCGGUUAGCCUGGAUGACUUGAGGGCCAUCAAGAAGUACCUGGCCAAGGUAGUGACUCAGCCCCGGAGGUUUACAGUCAACUGGCAGGGUGUCAUCGAUCUCAUUGUGAGUCGGUUUGCCCAGAGGCUGAGCUCCAUGGCGUCUGAGUCGCUCCCGUGGCAAUACUUCAUUGACGAGGUCGAGACCAUCACGGCGACCUGGUUUGACGCCGCACCCUUGCCGGAAGACAUUACUCUCUCGAAAAGGAAGGAGAUUAACAGGACCGCCGACGGUAUCGACCGAUGCAGGAACCACUUCCUCCGACCGGCGACAAUAGCCCGGAAGGAGUGGAGCUCCGAAGACGAGCUGAUAUUUACGUCUAUCGACACCGUGAUGGAGAAUGUCUGCAGCACCCUCUUCUCCGUCCGAGAACUCAUCUUCGACGCUUCAUCCAACGCCCUUGCUAGCAACAGUAACUACCAGGCCGUUGAUAUUGACGACGACUCAGGCUUGCAGCAGGCGGCCAGGAUCGGUCGAACAGUGGUACAGCGAUUGAUGGAGGAGCUCAGCUGGACGACCUGGAAGCAGCCACAGCCAUGCCCGGCCGAGGAGGUGCUCUUCAUUGCCAUGUGGCCGUUUGGCAGCAAAAAUGAUCACUGGAACCCAGGUUGUCGGUCGGUUGAUGGACUGAUGCAGUCCCGGUACAACGAAUCGUAUUGGAGGAUGAACUUUGGGGGUCCGGGAGGGCCCCCAGAUGGGGAUAAGCCGAAUGGAGGUAAACCGUAA
Molecule: messenger RNA, 1803 nt
Organism: Ilyonectria robusta
Lineage: Eukaryota; Fungi; Ascomycota; Sordariomycetes; Hypocreales; Nectriaceae
Exons: 1
Coding region: 1-1803 (600 amino acids)
Source: RefSeq, a predicted model, not a curated record